This is a messenger RNA of Bradysia coprophila, 2994 nucleotides long. It is a transcript of the gene Atx-1, whose product is annotated as Ataxin 1. The record is from RefSeq and is a predicted model, not a curated record. NCBI's taxonomy places the organism in Eukaryota, Metazoa, Arthropoda, Insecta, Diptera, Sciaridae. Gene Ontology annotation, molecular function: RNA binding; protein binding. Gene Ontology annotation, biological process: regulation of DNA-templated transcription.
AUCAUGUUUUCAGUGUACCGCUGACUGAGUUUGCCGAUAGUGGGCUCUCCGGAUGAUAUGGACAUUUUAUUGUUUUGUUAUGUCGUUGGGCCAUUUAUAUAUAAAAAAAGAACCAAAAUAUAAUAUGAAAUCCGUGAAAGGACUGUAAUUGAUUUAUGUGUUGUUAAAUGGUUUCAAAUUGACUCUGUAAUUAUUUUUCAGCCGAGCCAAGUAAAAAUGACAUUUUGUUUAUCUGAUAAAUCUACAAACGAAAAUAAACAAUUCGCAACAAAAAAAAAGUGUUUCGUUUAGAGUGCUUUACCGUAUAGUAACAUACAUAAUAUGUAGAAGAAUUUAAUUGAUAAUUUUCAUACAUGUGUACGAGUUUCGUUUUUUUAAUCUGAAAUGGUAUAGCUGAUAAAUACAAUUUUGUAUAUAAAUAAAAAAAGACAAAAAAAGAAACAGUCGAAUUUAUCACUGUGCAAAUACACAAAAGGAAAAAAAAAGAGUUUCUUUCAGCAUCUAAUUAAAUAGAGAAUAUAUAAUAAGUUGUUGGCUUUGCAAAGCUAUAAUAUAGGAGAAAGGGAACGAAAAAAAAAAAUCUUCAAGGUCAUUUGAUGCGUAAAAAGAAUGCUCAGCUGGUACACUUCGUUUACAUUUAAGCCAGCGAUAAAUAAACGUAUAUCGUAUCACAUAUGGUAUCUAAAAAAUCAUGACUGUCGUAGUAUAUUAUAUAUAUGUACACAUUAUUGCAGCUUCGGAGCGAAUAAAUUAUUUAUUUUGACAAUUUGAUUUCGAUUAAAGCUUGAUUGAUAAAGGAAAUUGUUAAUGAAUUGCGACAUAAAUGCAGUAUACGAUAGUGGCCUUUUAAUAGGCCAACGUUUAGAACAAUUACUCCGACUACAAAGCCAUCGAAAACUCAACGGAUUUCGACACCCAUACAUACCGAGACAGAGAAACUCAAUAUUGAGAUUGUUAGUAGUGGUGCAGCUGCCGACGGCCAAUACAGCCUAGUUCGGCCGAUGUUAUCUGCUGUGGAAAGUCACUUUGGGCCUGGCCGGGCAUAUUCGCAUCACUUUGCUGGGCCAGCUGUUCCAUCGUUGCUUCCACAUUGUCCAAUAUCAACAUUGCCGGUAUUAAGUUCCACAGCGGCUGCAAUGUCAGCUGCAGAAUUUGCCAGACCACACCCAAAACCCAGAUACAGUAAUGGUCCGAUACGGAAUGGGCUGACAUCGCCGCGUUCAAAAUACUCAGAACAAACUGGUCCAGUUAAUUUGGCUGUAUCACAACAACAAACAUCUACAACUCUCUCAUUAGCAGAUACUUCCAUAUCCGUGCCCCAAACUCAGUCCAAUAUUGAACCCGUGUCGCCAUCAAUAUCGAAUUUGUAUGGGCCGCCAAAGCUACCGUACUGCCCACCUCAAGUUACAGGUGCUCAUGUCUAUCCAUCAUUAAACUAUCCCAGUCUUUAUGCACGAAGCUACGGACCACCGGCUCAUUAUCCUCCACAUCCAUUGACCAAUCGUAGUCAAUUACAUCAUACGUCAUCGUAUAUACCAGGUCAACUGGACUCUUACUCAAAUUAUAUUCCACAAGUGAAAAUAACGCCUCCAUACGUUAUAUCAUCUUCGCAAACAUCGCCAAACGGCAAUGGUUCAAGUUCAGGUAAACCGUCUUUAGGCAACGAUCGAUCUCAGCUGUCACUGUUAGCGCAGCAGCAACAACAACAAAAUUCAAAUAUGCACAAUAAAGAUAAGGAAAGCAAACUAUAUUUAUAUGUGCCAACGGCCAAAACUCAUCCAACAAAUGUGAUUUCAUCAUCGGAUCCUGUUCAGACAUCUUCACCUUCUAGUUAUGUAAGACAACAGCCAUGUAAAGCAUCUUCAGCUGGUGAUUGUUCCAGUACAAUUACGUCCAAUGAUAAGGCUGCAGGUUUUAAGGUGCCAUCAGGUAAAGAAGGUUCACUUAAGCACAGAAUUUUAACGAGGCCUUACGCUGAUCGAGAAGUCAAAUCGAAACCAUCAAUUCAUGGUACUAUAGUCAGAUCAACCAAUAACAACAAUCCGUCAACUAACUUUACAAAAGGUUCGUUGAUCGAGUUGGCGAAUGGGGAUUUACGUCCCGUUGAAGAUAUGCGAACGGAAGAUUUCAUUUUGUCGUCAAAUAAAAAUCCAGAACUUCAAAUGGCUGACACAACAGUGGUGAAAAUUGUGCCUGGUAUGCAAAAUAAUGUUUUGAUCACGUUCAGCUACAACGGCAAUACGUUCGACAUGGACGCAACUGCUGAGCAUCCGUUUUUCGUUUAUGGUCAUGGCUGGGCCUCAUGUAACCCGGAGGGAUCAAUACAGGCGUUCGGUUUGAAAUGCCAACGUCUACGGGUGGGUGAUGUUUGCAUCUCGUUAACACCGCGUGAACCCACUUCACCACUGAUUGCAACAUCCACUGCACCACAAUCAUUUUACCAUAACGAUGACUCAAACCAAAUACCACAAAAUUUAUCGAAAAAGCCGGAAACGACUCCGACAACGGCUACUGGUACAACCGUAACUAGUCGACCCGUACCACCAUUCGAUUGUCAUCAAUCGCUCGCCUUCUAUGCAUCAUACCUAAAUACAUCAUCGAUGAAUGCAGCCAUAAAUGCAGCUAGUAUGCUAGCAAAUACCACGAACAAUUUAAAUGAUGAACGUCGCCAUCAGGUAACAACAAAUCAUCAUACAUCCUUAAUACGUAACAUGCAUACGGACGAUGGGUCCAUUAAAUCUAAUCAUCAACAUAUCAGCGGUAGUAAUGCAAUGGCAACGACAUGCAAUUCAGUUGCGUCGAAACAUACAUCCGUAUCUACCAUAUAUCGAAUGGCUGAAUGUAAUGGCAGUGAUGCAAUUUUUUCGAAAAAGCGUCGAUGGUCGGCACCAGUGAUAUGUGAUGAUGAGAUGUGUCGAAAGUCCGGUCAGAAAAAUUGUAAUCACAAUAAUCAUGGCCAUGGAAAAGUCGAAAUGAAUUGAAAGGAAAAAUGAU